AGUUGUUUCCUCUAACAAAAAAACAAAUCCACAAGAACCGGAGCUAAAGCCCCCUCUCUCACCCUCCUCUUCUUCGAGCUCCGCCGAGGAGCCGAUACCAGCCCAAAAACCCUAGCGCUUCCGCGUUUCGGAGAAGCGCGGCGCGGCCAUGGAGAGCGCCCUCGCGAGCGCGUCGUCGAUCGCGGACCAGCGCCAGAAGAUCGAGCAGUACCGCCUCAUCCUCGCCUCCGUCCUCUCCUCCUCCCCCACCGACAUCGCCCAGGCGAAGCGCUUCAUCGACCACAUGGUCUCCGACGAGGUUCCACUUGUUGUGUCGCGGCAGUUGCUUCAGAGCUUUGCACAGGAGCUGGGGAGGUUGGAUGCUGACGCGCAGAAGGAGAUUGCACACUAUGCCUUAAAACAGAUUCAGCCUAGGGUGGUCUCUUUCGAGGAACAGGUCUCAGUCAUUAGGGAGAAGCUAGCUGAGCUAUAUGAGUCUGAGCAGCAGUGGUCAAAAGCAGCGCAGAUGCUAAGUGGGAUUGAUUUAGAAUCUGGAAUUAGGAUGCUUGAUGACGCAUACAAGCUAUCCAAGUGUGUCCAUAUUGCUCGUCUCUAUCUUGAGGAUGAUGAUGCAGUGAAUGCUGAGGUUUUCAUCAAUAAGGCAUCUUUCUUGGUUAGCACCAGUCAGCACGAGGUUCUAAAUCUACAAUAUAAGGUUUGCUAUGCAAGGAUAUUAGAUUUAAAGCGGAAAUUUCUGGAAGCUGCACUUCGUUAUUAUGACAUUUCUCAGAUUGAGAAACGCCAAAUUGGAGAUGAGGAGAUUGAUGAGGAUGCACUGGAGCAAGCUCUCAGUUCUGCUGUGACUUGCACAAUAUUGGCUGCUGCUGGUCCCCAACGUUCUCGUGUACUUGCUACCUUGUACAAGGAUGAAAGAUGCUCAAAAUUGAAGAUAUAUCCCAUAUUGCAAAAGGUUUACCUUGAAAGGAUUUUACGAAAACCAGAAAUUGAUGCAUUUGCUCAGGAAUUGAAAGCACACCAGAAAGCACUGUUACCAGAUAAUUUCACUGUGCUUGACCGGGCAAUGAUCGAGCAUAAUCUUCUGAGUGCUAGUAAACUUUAUACCAACAUAAGUUUUGACGAAUUGGGAACUUUACUGGGUAUCCCUCCUGAAAAGGCUGAAAAGAUAGCCUCUCGGAUGAUCUAUGAGGACAGAAUGAGGGGUUCAAUUGAUCAGGUUGAAGCUGUUAUACAUUUUGAGGAUGACAUGGAAGAGUUACAGCAAUGGGAUCAGCAAAUUGUCGGUCUAUGCCAAGCUCUUAAUGAUAUCCUCGACUGUAUAACUAGCAAGGGCAUCACAAUUCCUGUUUGAGUUAUCAGCUAUGCCAUAAGAUCCCUUGGUGAUUGACAAUUGGAAAUUUGUCCUAGCAUUUUGGGUUGACGACGAUUCAUUUCGGUAUCAGCUUCAUUUAAUACUUCAUGGGGUCCCUUAAUCUUGUUUUCCUCCUUUUUGAGCAAAAAAAUUCUGUAUAAAGGACAUUGAUUUCGUCGCAUGCUAUGUGAAUAGGAGUUAAUUCAGUCAAAGCUAGCAUUAGGAGGUAGGGUUAUUCAUUUUAUGCUUGUUUUGCUCUUUGUCAACUUACGCUUUAUAGGGAACUUCACUGGUAUUGGAACUGCGUGGUCAGUGUCAUAGAACUUGUGCUUUAAAAUUAUGAUGAUUUUGUGUGUUA
Messenger RNA from Ananas comosus (pineapple), 1706 nucleotides. Its product is annotated as COP9 signalosome complex subunit 4. Lineage: Eukaryota; Viridiplantae; Streptophyta; Magnoliopsida; Poales; Bromeliaceae. Bases 149 to 1348 code for a protein of 399 amino acids. Gene Ontology annotation, cellular component: cytosol; COP9 signalosome. The transcript is spliced from 14 exons. The record is from RefSeq and is a predicted model, not a curated record.